AUGCCAUCCAGCACGACAGACGCGGCCGAUAAACUCGGCGCGAAUAAAGGCACAAAUGCUAUUCCCAACGAGAACCCAUCGAUCCUCUCGUCUGCCGGCGCGAUAGGCAAGCAGUUCAACCCCGACGGGGCGCUUGGGCAGAUUCCCCAGGCUGUUGGUGGACCGUUCAGCAAGGAUGGGAUUAUCGGGAGCCAGUUCAAUGCGGGCAAAGAUGGGAUUGCGGGACAUGUUGAGAGGGCAGUUGAUGGGCCGAGUAACCCUGCUGGGAGUGGGACUAAGUAAGGCGGAGUAGGGGGUGUGAGU
Messenger RNA from Dothidotthia symphoricarpi CBS 119687, 303 nucleotides. RefSeq lists its product as uncharacterized. The transcript is spliced from 2 exons. Bases 1 to 282 code for a protein of 93 amino acids. NCBI's taxonomy places the organism in Eukaryota, Fungi, Ascomycota, Dothideomycetes, Pleosporales, Dothidotthiaceae. The record is from RefSeq and is a predicted model, not a curated record.